GCCCCACUACUUCUUCCCGCUCAUCCUCACACAUACGGCCAUCGCCCGGCGCUGCUCGCCCUCAAGACUUUCGCAAAAUGGCCGCGGUACAAACACUGCCGAAGGAUAUUUCUAAGCUGGGCGGAGAGAUCAAGCUCUUCGGCAAGUGGGAGACACAAGAGAUCGAGGUGAAGGACAUUUCUCUGCAGGACUACAUUCAAGUCAGGCAUGCCGUCUACCUGCCCCACACCGCCGGCCGCUACGCGAAGAAGCAGUUCAAGAAGGCUCAGAUGCCCAUCGUUGAGCGUCUCGUCGACAGCUUGAUGAUGAAGGGCCGCAACAACGGCAAGAAGCUCCUGGCCGUUCGCAUCGUCGCGCACGCCUUCGAGAUCAUCCAUCUCCUCACCGACCAGAACCCUAUUCAGGUUCUCGUCGACGCCAUCGUCAACACCGGUCCUCGCGAGGAUUCCACCCGUAUCGGCUCUCAGGGAACCGUGAGGCGACAGGCUGUUGAUGUUUCGCCCCUGCGCCGGGUGAACCAGGCCGUCGCGCUCCUGACGAUCGGCACCCGUGAAUCGGCGUUCCGCAACGUCAAGUCGGUGGCCGAGUGCUUGGCUGACGAGCUCAUCAACGCGGCCAAGGGCUCUUCCAACUCGUACGCGAUCAAGAAAAAGGACGAGCUCGAGCGUGUGGCGAAGUCCAACCGGUAGAGCACCCGCUCACCGUCACCUGUUAUGCUAUUUCCCGUUUUCGCCCCAUCGGCCAGGUUACACAUGUAUCCAUGCUCCUUAUGGCAAUCCACUGCGGCAGCUCCACCUGGCGAGAGCGCGAUGAGCGUGACGUCCGCUCUUCCCGAAGUUGCGGGUUUUCAAUGAACCCAUUCC
This is a messenger RNA of Punctularia strigosozonata HHB-11173 SS5, 863 nucleotides long. RefSeq names its product 40S ribosomal protein S5-1. The transcript has 6 exons. Gene Ontology annotation, molecular function: rRNA binding; mRNA binding; structural constituent of ribosome. The record is from RefSeq and is a predicted model, not a curated record. Gene Ontology annotation, biological process: translation; ribosomal small subunit assembly. Bases 78 to 689 code for a protein of 203 amino acids. Gene Ontology annotation, cellular component: ribosome; cytosolic small ribosomal subunit. Lineage: Eukaryota; Fungi; Basidiomycota; Agaricomycetes; Corticiales; Punctulariaceae.